AUGCAGUAUCGGCAAGACAAAGGCCAGCCGCGGUCGCCGGCGGCAACCUACGAGUCGCUGCUUGGACUUCUCGAGAUUGUGCGCAGCCCUGGUUUCUCCGAGCACACUGGUCUGCAGCCGUGGGUGGGGACACCCGAGCCGCAGCUAGGUUGCACCACGGCGGGUCUCCUAUUUGACCUGUCGCGUCAGCAGCAGCGGCUUGUGACGCCGUUCGGCGCGCUAACGCUGUCCUACUCGCUCUGCUUCCCGGGCUACCUCGAGCCGUCCGCGCCUCCGCCGGCACAGGACGAGCACUUGACACCGUUGCCAGGUCGCACUCUCGCCGUCCGGCCGGAGCGGACCUCGCUCUUCUUUGCGCUGUGCAGCUCAGGCGCACCGCACCUCCUUGCCCUCUCCAAGCAGCCGGGCCCUCGUUUUGCAGUCGACUCCGUGCUGGGAGCACCUCUGCCAGCUGGCGGGCUGAGAGACGCCCCGGCCUCCGAGCACAAGGCGAUGCGAGAACGCUGGUCUGCCGUCACUCGCGCGUCAAGGCCAAACAUGGCGGCUCGCUUGACCGCCUCGCUUCAAACGCCGGGCACUCCAAUCAUCAACGAGCUGACCGGGCGCUGUGACGCGGUGCGCCUCGACCUUCUACCACGCCUCAAGCAGCACCGCGCAUUCACUUGCGCGCGUACCAAGCCGAGCGAAGAGGAUCUAGUGCGAGCCAUGCGUGCCGGAGGCAACGAGGUGGAGAAGGCAGCACGGCACCUGCGCGCGAUGCGGCGCGCGGAAGACGGGCUUGUCUCGCAGCGUCGUGGGUACGUGACGCGCGCUCAAGUACGGGAGGUGUUGCAGACGUGCGACUAUGAUGAGCGGGUCGCGAGGCUGCUGCUCGACUCGCAGCGUCAAGUGUCGAGAGUAGCUGAUGACAUUCUUGCCCAAUCGGGUCUGGAGAGCGGCAUAGGCUGGCCUACACGGCCAGACGUCGAGGCCCGGCUCGCAAUGGCAGGGAAUGACGAGGUGAGCGUGCUGUCGGCGCUGAUUCAGGAGAACCGCGCCUCGGUGGAGAUGAUGGCCGAGAUCAUCACCUCCGACACCAUCGACCGUUUCCUCGCGCCGGAGCGGGCAUCCCUUUACGGGCUGUCCUCGCCCCCGACUACAGAGGAGCGGAGGCGCGUCGAAGCACUCUACGACGAGUUCGGGCGCUCCGAGGAAAACCUCCAUCAUUUUCUCUUUGCCGUGGGCCAGAUUGUGUGCAGCCUCGACAACCUCACCACUCCGGCCUGGAGGCCUCUCCGUGAGCUGGAUGGCCCGGCGCUGCAGCCCUCGGAGACUAAGCUCCGACCCCGCGCUGCUCUCAGGCCAAGCCGGUGCGAGUUGGAAGGGUACGUGCGCGAGUUCGGCGGCGACCUGGCAAAGGCCUUCCUGCGUGCCAACCGGUGCCUGACCGACGCGGCGCGCAAGCUUGGGUCGCCCGAUCGAGCGACCAUCGCCCGCUACGUGCGCGCUGCCGAGUGCAACGAGCAAGAGGCGCACGCCUUUGCACUGGCGGUAUGGAAGCUCGUAAACACGAAGCCGCCAAAGGCGGUCAAGUCAAAAACGCCCGCGCCGCCUGCUCGCGGUCGAAGCAAGGGCGGCAACGAAGCCAAAGCUCCCGUCACUUUGGCGGAGAAGUGUGGUUUCCCCUCGCGCGCCGAGGCCGAGGCGGCAUUGCUUGCCGUCAAGGCUGGCAAGGACCGCCUCGCAAGCGCCGUGGCUAUGCUCGAGCGCGUGGACGUGCUGCAUCGCUUCAUCUCGCCGACCUUCCCUGCCAAGCGAUGGCUCUGCGGCGUGGGAACGGUGCUCGCGCGAAAGGAGCACUUUGGCGUCGAUUCAACCGAAGAGGAGAGCACAGCGUGCCAACCCUUCGCCUAA
Messenger RNA from Emiliania huxleyi CCMP1516, 1893 nucleotides. RefSeq lists its product as hypothetical. The record is from RefSeq and is a predicted model, not a curated record. NCBI's taxonomy places the organism in Eukaryota, Haptophyta, Isochrysidales, Noelaerhabdaceae. The coding region runs from base 1 to 1893 and encodes 630 amino acids. The transcript has 4 exons.